AUGCUAUCCCCUCGCAUCAUCCGGCCCCAGCCGCGCCACGGCACGGCCUCCGCCGGCUCCUCCUCGUCGCGGCGCCACAUGGUGGACGCCGCCAGCGCGCGCGGCGGCGGCGUGCCCGAGUGGGAGGUCGGCCUCCCCUCGGCCGCCGAGCUGACGCCGGUCUCGCAGCCGCUCAUCCCGCCGUUGCUCGCCGCGGCCUUCGGGAUCGGCCCCGCGGACGCGUUCACGCUCCCACCCCCACUCGACGCCCGCUUUCUCCACGACUCCCCGACUUCCCACCUCUCCUCCUCCCGGUUCGACGACGACGCCUACCACGACAACUCCUCCGACGACGAGGAGGGGGAGGGCGAGACCGAGGACGCCGCCGCCGCCGGCGGCGGCCGCGGCGAGAAGAAGGCGCGGAUGGUGUGGACGCCCUCGCUGCACCACCGCUUCGUCGAGGCCGUCGACCGCCUCGGCGAGAAGGGCGCCGUGCCCAAGGCCAUCGUGCGCCUCAUGAACGUCGACGGCCUCACCCGGGAGAACGUCGCCAGCCACCUCCAGAAGUACCGCCUCUACCUCAAGCGCUCGCGCGCCCACGGCGGCGUCGCCACCGCCACCGCCACGCAG
Lolium rigidum is the source of this 609-nucleotide messenger RNA. Its product is annotated as transcription factor PCL1-like. The transcript has a single exon. The annotation marks the transcript as partial. The record is from RefSeq and is a predicted model, not a curated record. NCBI's taxonomy places the organism in Eukaryota, Viridiplantae, Streptophyta, Magnoliopsida, Poales, Poaceae. Gene Ontology annotation, cellular component: nucleus. Gene Ontology annotation, biological process: regulation of DNA-templated transcription. Gene Ontology annotation, molecular function: DNA binding; DNA-binding transcription factor activity.